GACGUCGCCGCUUAUAUAAAAACCUAGGUCGAGGGUGUUUUUCUCUGUCUUAUAAAGUUCUCGCAAUUGUAUUCUCCGAACGAUGAUGUGGAAGAUUGUUGUCACAUUACUGGCGGCCGUUUUCGCCGUUGGGCUGAGUUUCAUGACAGGGGGCCUUAGAGAUGCUGACAUCAACGACGAGGGUGUCCAAAAUGCCGUGAAUUUCGCCGCUGCCCAACACAACAGAGGAACUAACGACAUGUUCCUCCACCAGGUGGUAGAGGUAGUCAGGGCUCAGACUCAGGUGGUUGCUGGUAUGAAGUACGUCAUAACAGUAAAAAUGGCAAAGACCAACUGCAGAAAGGAUCGUGACAAUGAAAAUUGUGGCGUGCUUAGUACUCAGCCUUACGAAUGCACAUUCACCGUGUGGAGCCGCCCGUGGAUCAACGAUAUCAGGCUUACAAAGAAUACUUGCUAAAUGGAGGACUACAUAGAAAACCACCCAGACUAGCAUUGCUGUCAGGUUGACUUUUGCUGAGCUAAAUACAGUCUCCUGUAGAAGGUCUGCAAAUGUUUUAGCAUCCUUAUUUCUCCUGUUACUUCACUGUAAACUAAUAACAUAUUUCAAACUUUAGACUAUGCAAUGCAGAGGUUCGUUGACCUUUAGAUGAGAAACACUGUAAUGCUUGAUCACUAACUAAAUGAAGCAAAUAAACAAAUGACUGUCUGAUUGAUGAUUAUCCUAAUAAAACCUAUAUGGCUGGUCAAAUUAAACCUGCUUUGGAAACUUU
This is a messenger RNA of Melanotaenia boesemani (Boeseman's rainbowfish), 770 nucleotides long. RefSeq names its product cystatin C (amyloid angiopathy and cerebral hemorrhage) (gene cst3). Lineage: Eukaryota; Metazoa; Chordata; Actinopteri; Atheriniformes; Melanotaeniidae. Gene Ontology annotation, molecular function: cysteine-type endopeptidase inhibitor activity. The transcript has 3 exons. Bases 83 to 457 code for a protein of 124 amino acids. The record is from RefSeq and is a predicted model, not a curated record.